CUCCAACAAACUCCCAACCGCCGUCCACCGUCUCCCGCGAACGAAGAACAUACGGCGUUGGGGCCCCAUCGAUCAGCCACACAGCAUCACCGGGUUUUGCAUGUCUCGGGAUGAGACACAUAGCCAUUCCGUGUUACCGCGACCCUCCUUCCCCGCCAAGCUCUGGAUAUGAGUCUGCUAUAUUUGCGUCUCGCCAUCAUGCCUUCAAUAUAGUUGUCCUCAGCUGGCUGGUUCCCUCGAUUGGCUUCCACCAGUCGAUACUCUUCUCGCCAUUCCGUCUUAGUGCGAUCGCCAAUCAGCAAUCUGAUGAAGACAUCCUCUUUCUAGGUGGGCUCCGCACUCUUUCGGUACCUAUCAACAGCCUGACUCAACGACAUGACCAUUUCCCGAGAAGCCUUGAACACCCUGGCGAGCUUAGCAUCGAGCCAAGGGGCGUGAGGUGGCGCAAGCUCAGCGACGAGGCCCAGUUCCGCUCCUCGAAGAACCAAAGGACGUUAGCAAACGAGGGGAGAUCCAGCACGUUGGGAGCCUCACCCGCGCGGUAGGGGGGUUGACCAGAGAUGCACCCAAGGGGUUCAGCAUGACGAGCAAGGCUCCAGUCCGGUACCCACGAUCGAAGACAUUGUACUGCAUCGACAUCGAUGCACCCUGUCCCUGCAUGCGACAACAGCUCAAAAAGACCACCCUCCUCAAUCACUCGCAGUGCAGCAUCCAAAUACACCUCAUUGGUGUUCUUGGAGUAGUUGGGUUGCGUGAAACGACUGCCUUCCCCUUUGGCGGCGAGCCCAUGGACUCCAAAAACCUUGCCCCGCGGAUCACUUGCUCUGAGUAGAUGGGCCCUCGACAUGACAUCUUUGAAUUGCGGCAGUCCCUUUCCCACAACGCGUCUUACUCUCCAGCGCUGCAUGCAACAUAUAGUGCCAACAUGGAAACUCCGCAGAGUCAUUUUGUUCUUCCAGCAAUCUGUACUCUGCGUCUACUCUAAUGCUAUCCGGAGACGAACAUUUGAUUCAACAAUCGCAAGCGCUCGAUAGAAGUCGUCCCAGUUGCGACACAUCCGUCCAUACAUGACACGAGCCUCGGAAGCGAGAACAGCUUCCUGGGCCACCCAGACGCGCUCGAACUACUCAUGCUCGAGGAGAUGCAUAAGCGGAAUCCACCAGGCAGUGAAGCGAUACUUGCCCACCUCCCGAUAUGCCUUGAGAUUGUCCCUUGUAAACGAAGUGUUGAUGCGAAGCUGGUCAAUCAGGCGGAAGGCAAGGGUGGCGAAGAUACUCUUUAGUAUCCUGUCGAAAUAAUCAACUUCCGUGAUCCGCUUCGGCAACCAGCGAAUGACCCGGUUCAGCGUUGUCCAGCUCAUCUCUCUCGAAGGUGAGCCAAGCCAGAUGGUGACCAGUGAUGCGGAUGAGUCAAUAUCUCCCAUCAAGUACACCUGGUACGACUUUUCGUUUUCCGAGAGCUGGUCAAUGCAGAUUGAGUCUAUCCAGAUCAAUCGCGGGAGGAGAGUAGAUCGGAGGUCUCCAAGAAGCUCAAAAACAUUGGACGCGACGCCCAAUGUGCAGUCACUGACGAUUAUGUGCUCGCCGUCAUCUCUCUCGGCUUGGGCCCAUCUGUAUGAGAUCGCCGCAAAAGGUGGGGCCGAUUUGAACUCAACUUCGAACAAAUUGCAUGACAUAGCCUUGUGGCGGUGGCCAAGAUGAACCAAUAAAAGUGGGAUGGUGGUCUUCUCUGGAGAUAAGGGAGUAUAAGUGUAUAGCGGCAAUUUGGGUUGACUCGGUCGAUAAGCGUGGGCUCUUCGCUGAUGAUGAGCCUUGUUGUAUCUCCAGUAGACGUUAAUGAUAUGCUCCGGAACUAUCCCACUCAACGCCCCCCGCCCCCAGCCUCCACAAGAAGCAUACCUCGACCUGGAACCACUGGAAAACCCGCUGGAGACGCAGCUUGUAAGCGAGGGGUACCAAGAUAAAGGUCCAAUACGCUUUGAUUUCGAGAUCGUAAAAGAAGAUCACCGGGAACCUGACAAGCCAAAGCCUUCCAACCAGCGAAUCACUCCAACAGUGGCCAAUAGUAACGAACGCCACCCGAGAAAUACGGCCGGCCAACGAGACGGCACUGUCAAUCUGGGCAAAGGGAUUGAUGCCGUAUCUCCAGUAUGCAUGUCCGUACGCGACGACGAGGAUUGACAGUGCAUAUAGGGGUGGUUUUACGGUGGCGAGCACUGGGAGAAACCACAGAUAAGCGGUAAGGAACAAGGAGAGGGACAGUUGUACUCGACGGUUGAUGUGGAGGUUGUGCGUGAGAAGAAAGAAGUGGUCCCAAUCCAUCGCCUCUGAGUCGCUUCCAAGGUUGUCUGAAACAUCGUUGCGCUGCACUGACAGGUUGCAGGCAGGUUGAAAGAAGCCAAGAGAAACGAAGGCCUAAAGGGGGACUCAUGGCAGGGUGGGUGAGGCUCAAACUCCGACCAGGCAGCUGAUUAUGGCACCAAAUGUCGUGGCGCAGCAGCCAAGCAACUGGAAAUAAGUUGUACACACACCUGCAUCAUCCAUGAUAUCUACAACUUCGCCCGGAUUUCGUCCGUCACACCGCCUGCCCUUUCAGCUCUAAACACAACCUGAUGCAACGCCGCCGCCUCUGGAUCAUCAGUCUCCUGUAUCCACGCCGACAUCACAUACCUCCUUCCCCCACCCACAACAACCUCAACCUGACUCCCCGGCCAAGGCGACGCCUUCCUCCACAACUCCCCAGGCAGCUGCUCCCAAUAAUGAAUAUCGCUCGCCUCCGUCCGUCCAAGAAACCACUCAUACAACUCCGCUUCCUUCUCCUGCAAAAAAAGCUGCACAGCGGGCCUCUUGGCGCGCUGGUCAACCAACAUCAGCAACUCCACCCUUGUACCAUCUUGGAAGAUGGCAAAGGCUGAUAUCGCCAGUACUAGCAACCGUUUGUUGGAAAGGAAGAACAAACGCCGGGUUUCGUCCCAGUGGCUCUCUGGCCGGGCUCUUCCCGGCCAGACCGUGAUUUUCUCUGGGGCCCGGGGGUCUGUGGUUGUGGUGAGACGUUGGAGUGGAAAGGCGAUUGCAUCCACCGGUGAGGUUAUAUUCAGUGGUUGGGUAGCGGUAUCGUCCAGCUGGAUAUAAAAGCUUCUCCUGCAGGUUGUCAGCAGAACAGAACCUUCUGGCUCGGAUAGCACUCGUAAGGGGCAGUUUCUGCGGACGAAGAAGUCGGGGCCGUUUUUGUUGAGGGUGAUUCCCAUCAUUCUUCCUCGUUGGCCGGGCGGGCUGAAUCGGGGUUUUAUCUCCCCUAGACCGAGGAAAUAAUGCAGGCCUUGGUCUGGUUCGCCGAUGUCUUCCUGUGUUAGACGGAGGAGGGAGGAGGUGAUGCGCAGGCCUUUGUUGGUGACGAUGUAUUCUGGGUUGAUGGAGGCGCUCAUGGCGGCGUUGCGGAUGCUGAGGAUGGAGAUGGUUUCGUUUUUGUUCUGGCGGGUGAAGUCGUCUGGGGAGGUGGCGAGUAAGGGGGAUCCGGACCUGUGCGGUGUUGUUGAACCUAGAGAAGAAGUGACAUGUUUGUUACUUUUUUGCCAAGCAAAGAUGGUCAUAUCGUUGCUUUUGCGGAUAAUUUCCUCUUGGAGGCGUCGAAAGGCAUUUUCGCCCUCGCCGUAGAUCAUGGGGAGGUUGACGUCGAAGAUGCCGAGCAGGCAGUACGCAACAUCUUCGGGGCGGGUGGUCUGCCGGUUUGCGGCCCAGGACAUGCGGUCUGCGAUGGAUAUUUGGCGGAUGGAGGCAUGGCCUGUGAGGAUGUUGGCUGGGAUGCCGGUGAUGGAUUCGAGCUUGACGAUAAGACCGUCUUUGGUGCCUCGCAGGUCCCAGUCCUUGUCGUAGAACUGCACUUUCUCUGGGGCGAGCAGCUCCUGUAGGGUCCAACCACGACGGAACCAUCGACAGUUUGGAAGAUUGGUCUUUAGCUCUCCGGUGGCGGGAAGAUCGGAAAGGUACACGAAGCAGGCGGCGGCCUGUUGAUACCAGCGGAACAUGGAGUUGAUGCUUUCUGUCAGUUCGGCAUUGUUCGCCUUGUCGAUGCAGCAAGUGUCGACCCAUGCCCACUCGAGCCGCUGUUCGGCUGCUAUCCUGCAGGACUCCUGUAAUUUUCGGUAUCCUUGUUUCGACUGCAGCGAAGGUAUCUGGUCCCGGACAUCUUGAUGUGAGACUUCUUCUCCGUCCCAAGUGUGCGACAAGAUGGCGUAGGGCGGUCGGCGGCCGAAGAACUGCUUGAAGGCGAGGGUUCGGGUAUUGAGGAGACGCAUGUUUGUUUGCCCGGCGCGACAUCGAGUGGAUCUGAGAGGUCAACCUGGUUGGGGGAAUGGGCCGGAAAAUGGGGUCUGGACGACUUUUACCGAGCGUUUCCCCCGCUUCUAUCACGCAUAGAAAUGUUGGGCUCAGCCUCAGCUGAUUGUCAGCCAGAAUCGAGGAACCUCUUAUUGGCUGGGAUCGGAGGCAGCCGAUUUGUGCGUACCUUAGCUUCGAGAUUGUCAAAUGGCGAUAGCAACGAGCCACAUGAACGCUGAAAGCUCAUACCCACGAUCAACAAUGAGACAGUCGAAUCAUUCCAGCUCCGGGCCUCUUUGCGGGAUAUGUCGAGAAAUAUCAUUGGAUCAAAUGGGCGUGUCGGAUGACCGCAAGAUGCAGCGUCACCAGCCUACCUACCUCGCCCUGAAACAAUCCAUGGACCACGGAUGUGUGCUUUGUCGCUUUAUCUGGCACGCCCUGGGGCAAAGCAACUCGCGAGAGGGGGACCGAGGAAGUGACGCUCUAGCUCACGUGUCCGAGAAAUAUCCCGGCAGAGAGAUAUCUCUUGUCGCUUGGCCGGGCGUGACCCCAACAGGAUAUUUGGAUCGCAUCCAGAUCAUCACAUCUGGGGAGAUCCCUGAUGCGGAUACUGACGAUGAGGAUGGUGAUGAUGGGCCUGCUGAUCCGAGCAUGCACCCCGACCAUCAGUUCGCUUUGUCUGGGGUGCUUGACAUUUUCGCAUAUGCAGAUGACCCUGCUGCGAGCUACGGCGGUGUCACUGGUCGACCGUUGCCGACGACAGACGGCAGUUCCAACGAUGACUUUGCGUUUGCCACUCAAUGUCUUCAAAAAUGUCUGAGCAAUCACGCCGGGUGUGGUCGACGAGAUGAGAUUUCACGUCUCCCUACUCGAGUUCUUGACCUAGGACCAUUUGAUGGUUCUCGGGAGCCUUACCUGCUACAUACUGCUGGUCGACAGGGUCAAUAUAGCGCAUUGAGCCAUUGUUGGGGUGGCCAUGUGCCAAUCACAACGACGAGUGACAAUAUUGAGGAACAUACGAAGGCCAUUUCCAACCUACCUCCGACUUUCAGAGAUGCAGCCCGUAUUUCGCGGAGGCUAGGAAUUCGAUAUCUGUGGAUUGACUCGUUGUGCAUUCUCCAAGACUCCAAAGAGGACUGGGAGAAGGAAUCAGCCAUGAUGGGAGAGAUUUACAAACACAGCGUGCUGACAAUAGCCGCAAGAGCAGCCAGAAAUGCCCGGGAUGGCUGCUUCAUCACAAGACAACGUGAUGUCCCAGCAUGUCGACUCGAGUACCGAAGCCCGGACGAUCAGUUGGUGGGCAGCAUCUACGUUCGGAAUCCCACAUUCGAAAUUGAACGUCUGACACAGACACCCCUUGACAGCCGUGGUUGGGUACUGCAGGAAAAGCUCCUGUCGCCCCGCAUACUUUACUACGGAGCUCAGCAGCUGUACUGGGAGUGCAGACAAACCUCGAUCCGCCAAGAUGGGAAAUACCAUUACAUCCAACAAGACGCUGUGCAACCUGCCAUGUGGAAGGAAAGGAUGGACAUACUUGCGCCAUACCAGUCCGUAUACCCCAACUUCAACAGAAUACCACCAGACUGGACCGAAGCAAAGCAUGAGCUCGCAGCGAGGAUGAGACAGUGGUACAAUUUAGUUGAGGAGUACAGCGGGCGCCAGCUCUCUUUUCACACCGACAAGCUGCCUGCCAUAGCUGGCAUUGCCAAGGAAUGGGCCAAGUCCGUUGACUUGUUUUACAUUGCUGGACUCUGGCGAGAGGACAUUCUGGCGGGACUUCUCUGGUACGGAGGGAAAACGGCAACGAAUCCCCCGGUCUCGAGCACAUUGCCGUCCUGGUCUUGGACGCGCUACAAUGGCAAGGUCAGCUUUUGGGCCGCUCGCGAUUCCACCUUUGGGUUUUCGGAUUACUCUUGUGAGUUUGUCGACCUGUCUUUCCGUGCGAGUGGUGCACUGGGAAACUACGGCGAUGUAGUGGGAGCAAAGCUGGAGCUACGAGGGCGUAUUCUUCCUGUGCGUCACGCGACGAGAAUAAGUCUGGGGAAGAACUUCAUUGUUGGACCGAAUAUCUUUGGUUAUGGUGGGGAGCAGAUUGGGGUGGCCACUUUUGAUGUACCCCCCUCAACAUUCGAUGCGCUAUUUGUUCUGCUUGUCCAUGCCGGUGUCGGCAACGUGGGAUAUGGCGCUUAUUAUGCAGCAGGCCUACUCAUCUCGCCUGUGCCAACAGAGCAGGGUACUUUUAUGAGGGUGGGAUAUGUCAAUAUGGAGAAGGGACAUGGAGAGGGCUGGUGGGACACAAGAUCGGCGGCUGAUUACUUUGAGCAUAUACCGACAAGGACGUUGUUCUUGAUAUAG
Podospora pseudocomata is the source of this 6671-nucleotide messenger RNA. RefSeq lists its product as uncharacterized. The record is from RefSeq and is a predicted model, not a curated record. NCBI's taxonomy places the organism in Eukaryota, Fungi, Ascomycota, Sordariomycetes, Sordariales, Podosporaceae. The transcript has 4 exons. The coding region runs from base 4524 to 6671 and encodes 715 amino acids.